CCGUCCCUCGCGCUUUCAGAUGAUUUGAAACCUACCCAUUAUUGAUUCACCUCUGCCGAUGAGAAAACAGAAAAAAAGAAGAGGUAUUCUCCCGAGUUACCUCAUUUGCUACUUGCAGCAAAUCCAGCUCUCUGCUUUCUGAGUUUGGCUGAAUCGGACGUGAAUUUGCUUCAAUGGGUUUUGGCAAAGCAUCUCUCCGGUGCCUCUUUUUGUUUUCUUUCCUCAAUCCCAGACUCCCAUUGCUGCAGUGCUGUCACCCGCCGAAUCACAUCACAUCACAUCACCCUAAAUUUGUCUGAAUGCGGCAGAGGACACCUCCAGCCGUUACAAAUAGCUUCAUCCCAUCCCCAUGUAAACUACACUCUCUUCUUUGCUUCACCAUCGCAAUAACUCCCCUGGCUUUGUCUUCACUAAAUCCGUCCGUAGAUAGCGUUUGAUCGAUCGGAGAGAUGGGAGAAGCCGAUCAGCAGCCGGCCGGCCUGAAGCUAAGUGUCAUGGGACUCGAAGCAGGGGAACCCACCACCGUCGCCGAAAUGGUCACGGAUCCCAGAGCCCGCCGGAUGUGGUGGAUUCGAGUCUCCAUGUACAUAGCCUUCGUUAUCGCCGGACAAUCGGCGGCGACGCUGCUCGGAAGACUCUAUUACGCGAAGGGUGGCAACAGCAAGUGGAUGGCGAGCCUCGUCGAAUGCGGCGGCUUCCCGGUCCUCAUCCCUCUCUACAUCCUCACCAAGAAAAACUCGCCGCCGGCGAACAGCAACAGCAAUUCCACCUCCCCUGUUUCCCUUCCGAUCCUGACACUCGCUUACACCGUCAUGGGGAUUCUGAUUGCCGGAUUCAGCUUGCUCUACUCCGUGGGACUGAUGUACCUUCCAGUGUCAACCUACUCCUUAAUCUCCGCAUCCCAAUUAGGGUUCAAUGCCCUCUUCUCCUUCUUCAUCAAUUCCCAGAAAAUCACCGCCUACAUCCUCAAUUCCCUCGUCCUCCUCACUCUCUCGUCAAUUCUCCUCGUCUUCGAAAACCCUAGCUCCGCCGAAUCGUCCCAAUCGGGUUCCUCGCGGCGCAAUUUUGCGAUUGGGUUCCUCUCCACGGUCGGGGCAUCCGUCGGGUACGGACUCUUGCUAACCCUGACCGAGUUCUUCUUCGAGAAGGUGGUGAGGAGGCGGACGUUCAAAGUGGUGGUGGACGUUCUGGUGUACCCGCCGGCGGUUGCGAGCGCGGCGGUGGUGGCGGGGCUGUUCGGCAGCGGGGAGUGGAAGGGAAUUGGGAAGGAGAUGGAAGGGUUUGAAUUGGGGAAAGCUUCGUACGUGAUGACGUUGGUGUGGACGGCGGUUUGUUGGCAGGUGUUCUCGAUUGGGUGCGUGGGGUUGAUAUUCGAGGUGUCGUCGCUGUUUUCGAACGUUAUCGGGACGUUUGGGCUGCCGGUGGUGCCGAUUCUGGCGGUGGUUACUUUUAGGGACGAGAUGGGUGGUUUGAAGGUGAUUGCUAUGGUUUUGGCGGUUUGGGGGUUUGUUUCGUAUCUCUAUCAACAUUACCUUGACGACCGUGAUGAUUCGAGGUCCAAGUUUGAGAGUGACGGUGGCCGGAGCUCCGGCGGGGGAGAUGAUCAGGAGACUCUGGGAGAUGGCUUGUUAGUCUAGAAAAAAUGUGUAGUGUGGACUGUGGAGGCAGCAUAUGAUUCUAUGUUUCCUGCUCUACGGUUUCGUUAUUUGAUGUGAAUAAGGUGAUGAGAAAGUAACAUGUGUAGUAUUUUUCAUUUAAUUGUUGCAAGUUUUCAUUUAAUUGUUGUAAGGUUAUUGAGGUUUGUAAUCAUGUAGAGGCAUUGCAAUGUACUGGUCAAAUAUAUAUUAGGGACAUCAAAAUUGUAUUUAAGUAAUUUUUUACAUAAAAUUAUUAACUUUUCUGAAGGGAAGGGCC
Linum tenue is the source of this 1914-nucleotide messenger RNA. Lineage: Eukaryota; Viridiplantae; Streptophyta; Magnoliopsida; Malpighiales; Linaceae. The record is from the annotation of a GenBank genome assembly.